UUCAUUUAAUCUACAAUGUAAAUGCACACUACCUGUAAUCUGUCGCCACGUUUCUUUCCUUCGCCGGUACCAUUUUAUAGCGUUUAAAAAGCAGUCGGUUAAGUGCUAACCAUGCAAAAAUAACCAAGAAACUAACAGGGAUGUCAGGUAUGAUCACAAGGUCACGAGCCGUAGAGGCAUCGAAGAGACAUGAGAUUCUCAGUCAUGAUCAAGAAGAAGAUGUUGUUCAGUUGCCGACGAAAAAAGCUACGAUGAACGGUCCCGACAAAGCCAAGAUGAUGGAGGAAAGUAAAGUCAAAAAUGAGACAAAACCAAAUAUGAGAAAAGAUAGUGGAAGUAUAGCUCUUCUUUUACUUCUUUACGUUUUACAAGGCAUUCCUUUGGGACUUGCCGGCGCUAUGCCCAUGUUGCUACAAACAAGGAAGAUUGAAUACAAGGACCAAGCUAAGUUUAGUCUGGUGUUUUGGCCUUUUAGUAUGAAGCUCUUGUGGGCUCCUAUCGUAGACACGGCUUAUUUGUCGAGAUUUGGCCGAAGGAAGACCUGGCUCGUGCCAGUACAGUACGUGAUUGGAAUCUUUAUGCUCAUUCUUUCCAAGGUGAGAGUUACAUUGGUUUUCAGGGUUGGUUGUUAAGGAAUUUUUUUUUUUAAUGUAAACAUUAUAUUUUUACAUAGCUCAGCAGUCACUGUUGAACGAGGAGUAUUAAAAGUCGACUACAAUGUGCAUGACUGCCUGAUCCAAUGCUAUUCAAGUGAACAAGGACUUUGGAUUGUGCUCAUCACCAUUAGCUUUGGCAUGUGUGAAGUUUAAUGUCUAGUUCACUCUUAAACUUGCCUUUGUGUGGAUCUUUACAUGUACGUUAAUCAAAUUAAUUGGAAUUUGUGGUAAAAGCCUACUAUUUCUUACUUCAACAAACCCACUAUAUCCCUUAUAAUAAGUUGCUUUGUGGUAACUGUGAAAUCUAAUAUUUUUUUAAUUGGUAUUCUUAACAAUGAUAAUAUGUUAGGCACCCUCAAAUAGUAGAGGAUAUCACAAGAACGUCUUUCUUAGUUUGACUACACCAGCAUCAAUACAGAGCUGCAAAUACUAUACAUGUAGCAGUUGAACAUCAGACAAUGUCUGUCGUCUGACAAUGUCCUUCCACAUGUGAUCGAUCCAAUUUUCCCCAGCAUAAAUUAGCACAUGUAGUACUAAGUCUAAAGGCUACAUGUUUCUGUAAUUAAAAAUUCAUGUUAUUACUAAACAGUAAUUUCCUUAUUUAAAUGUCAACAUGAUACAUGUGCGGAAACUUCUGUCAAGGUGAAAUGCUGACAUAAUUAUAGUAGCUGGAUAUGAUGUUUUCUUUUAGAAAGAAAAAUUACUUACAGGCCAGCAAUCACUGCACAAGAUCAGAAAGUUAACUAUAAAGUCAGUUCUAGUAACUGUUAUUUCUUUCUUUAUGUACUUUAACCCUUUAGGCCCUAAGAGUGAUCAGCAUCAAAUUUCUCCUUGUAUUAUCACUGCUUUAUAAAAAACAGUGGUCAUGAGAAUUAAAGAUAUGAUCACACAAGAUGAAUCUAAUUGAUACUUAAUCAAAUUCUCCCCACUACUUCUAUUGAAAACGUAUAGGGAUAACAAAUGAGAAUUUGAAUUUUAAUGUUAGGGUUUAAAGGGUUAAUAGAGUUCAUUUGUGUCAGGAGCCUUUAACCCAGAGUGAGCAACCCAUGGACUGGUUUAUUUUAGAUUGAUUUUAGAGCACUUUUUUCUCAUCCAAAUGGAAGCUCUGCUCUGUCUAUGAGGGCAUUCAAAGUAUAAUAUGAAAAUGGAAAUUGAAACAUUAUUAAUAGGUCAAAAAUACGGUUUCCAGGUCUGAAGGUGUAGGACUUAAAAAUUACUAUAAUUUAAAAUUAAUUAUUUUUUCACCAAAAUGUUCUAAACACAAACUGGUCAGUGAAAACAUUGUGACACAAGUAUCAUCUAUUAAAGUUGCUCACUCCUAGUUAUGGGCUUCUCUUUGUGUUGCUACCUUUUUUGUUAACUGUUUUGCUAUUAUUUUUUAGGCCAUCUUUUUGACUAGGUUGCUCCCUUCAAAUAAGCUUUCCUUAAUUGAAUAUAAUUUUCAUAAGUUCACAGGUGCGUUUUUUAAUGAAAGACAGCAGUUUUUACACUCUUUUUACUCUUUCAGCACAUUGAAGAACUGAUGGGAGAAAAUACUGAAACAGCUCCAAGCAUCACACUUCUGACUGCUAUCUUCUUCUGUCUCAACUUCCUUGCUGCAACACAAGACAUUGCUGUGGAUGGCUGGGCACUCACAAUGCUGUCCAGAGAAAAUGUUGGUUAUGCGUCAACAUGCAACACUGUAGGCCAGACAGCGGGAUUUUUCAUGGGAAAUGUUGUGUUUCUGGCUCUUAGUUCUGCUGACUUCAGUAACAGAUAUCUGAGAACUGAGACCCAGUCUACAGGUGUUGUCACCUUCUCAGGAUUUUUCUAUUUUUGGGGAAUUGUUUUUCUUGUUACCACUACAUUAGUUGGAUUUUUUAAACGUGAAAAGUCUGAACAAGAACUUCAUGGUGAGGAAUCAGUGGAAGGGAUUGUUGAUGGCUACAAAACUUUGGUCAAAAUCUUGCGGUGCCCAAGUAUUUUGAAGUUCAUGGUCAUACUUCUCACUUUCAAGGUAGUUAGUUAAUUAUAUCAUAGACAUUAAAAGUUUUAAGAGUACGGUAGAAAAUGAUUGGAUUUCUAUAGAAAGGGCAAUUCUGUAUAAGGUGCAUGGCCAGUUUGCCACAAGAAUAAUACUUUAAGAUGCUUGAAUGUACGGUAAGAAAAGAAGAUCAGGGCUUGAAAAAAGUUCCGUUUGGUUGUCCUGGGGGACAAUUGAUCAAUUAGAUUUUCUUGCUGGACGAGAAACCUUGGAAGGUCACUUACAUUGUAGCCCAAUGGCCAAUGGUCAAGGUGAGUCAUAUCGUUGUAACUGAAUGCUUGGUUUUUGUAGCUGAAGGUUUUGUUUGAAACGUAAGCCAGACCACCAAUCAUCUGUCAUCUGUCUCUCUUUUGGGCAGCGAUACUAACCAUUGCUGAUUGGACAUGCUUCCUUCACAUGUCUACAGGAGUAAUUUCUCGUGCUAAUUCUGUUGAUUUGUAUUCUGGAAAAUGACAUUUAAACACCAUCUGAAGAAACCUCAACAUGUUUUAUUAAGGACAGAGGAUAUACACAUGUACAGUCAUGUACAGUGUGUAUAAUGAACCUAGGAAAAUUACCAAGACAUUAAUACUUUGUGCCCAUAAACUGUUUGGCAUAUCCUCACAGUGUUAGUAUUCAACAUUCCUUUCUCUUCUCUACUUAGAUUGGUUUUGCUGCCGCUGACUCAGUAACUGGAUUAAAGCUGAUUGAAGCAGGAGUUCCUAAAGAGAAUCUUGCUCUACUUGCCAUCCCCAUGGUUCCAAUCCAGAUUUUGUUACCAGUUUAUAUAAGCAGAUAUACUGCAGGUGGGCAUUUUUGCAUUUAUGAAUAAAUAUGACAUGACUCAGGGAGACAUUGCAAUGCAUGUGUGUUGCAACUGUAGAAGUACAGUGGAGGGUUUAUGUUAAAAUACGUAUACAUUUACAAGAGGCCUUCUGAUAGGAUGCGUUAAAAAAAUCUGAAAUACAUGUAAUGUGGCAUUUUCUGUGUAGAUUGUGCGAUAAAAAAGAAAGGGUUUUUUGUGCAGGGAAAAUUGUUGUAAAUACACCUUACAUAACUUUAAGAUUGGGAAAAUGUUUAAUUAAAGUUAGAAUUCAUUGUUUACUUUACUUGAAUUUAGCAUUUUUUUUACAAGUUAUGCGAUUUUCCUCAAGUUUUGUGAUCUGAUGCGAUUUGAGGUCAAUUGUGUGAAAUCGCACCAUUGCGUAAUAUCAGAUGGCCUGUUUUGAGAACAAAAAUAAAUUUAUGUACACUGUACAUUUUCUUUAUAAGAAACUACAACAUACGUUGUCUCUGCUUUCAUUUACAUGUACAAAUAGGUGAACAAAAAGUGCCAAUGUUUUUCCAGAUGGGAUAAUACAAUGUGUAGCAUCAUCCUUUCUCAGGGCCGUCAUUAAGAUCAUGAGGCCAGAGACCAGGGAUUUUUUGAGCAUGACCAUCGGCUACUUUUGUAGGAGACAAAAGGAAAAUAGAACCUUAAAAAGAACUGGAUCAAUUUAGGUUUCCGGGAAAACUGCCCACCUACCCCUCCCCUAAGCCAUCAUUUUGCCUUAAUUGAGAAGUAAGUGUUAAUGUUAGCUGAGGGGAGGGGUAGGAGGGCAGUUUCCCAGAAACUUAAAUUGAUCCAAAUAACCCCCCAACUUUUUAAAUCCCAGCCUACUACAUGCCCAGCUGUAAGUUAAUCUACAGAGCAACAUGAAAUGUUAUAAUUUUAUUGUCAGUGGUGCUCUCUAGCUGAUUUUCCAGCCAUUUUUCUCUGUAUGGUUUAAUUCAAAUGGAACCAGUUCUAUGUAAGGUGAAAUUCGUGUCUGCAGCGAAGGGCAAAAUUUGUGGUCAAAAUCCCCAAAGAGGGGACAAGGAAAGUGUUCAAAUACCUGCACCUAUUCCCGUAUCCCACCUCUCCAUCUAAAAAUUGAUACAACAUUGUAGCUGCAUAAAAGCAAGGUGGUCUACCAGUGUAUUAUACAGUCACAUAAAUGAUGUAUCUUAAGGUCUCUGUGUUUUAAAAACCUCUAAAAAUAAUUUUUGUAUAGCAGAUAGUGGGCACCCCUCUUUAAUGUUCAUUUGUAAGAGCUACAGCAUGAAAACUGUCAUGCAAAAGUUCCAUCCUCUUAGCAUUUGAAAUCAUUUACAAAAAUGUUGUCUGUGCCUAUUAUAGGUCCACGGCCCUUAGAUGUGUUCCUCAAGGCCAUGCCCUACAGAUUGUUCAUGGGUGUUAUCUUCAUGGUGUGUGUUUGGUGGACCAGCAUUGUCCGUGGUCCCAACCAGGAAUUCUUCCCUAUUUAUUUUUAUGUCACAAUAUUAUUGGUUUAUGCAGUUCACCAGGUAAAAAUGAUAAUUAUAAACCUCUUGCUAUACAAGUCUAAGUUUGGUACUGUAAGUCACAGACCAAGUUUCUCCUAUUACAUUUAUGGCCAAGUGCAAAGAAUACAGGCCAAAAAUCUGGAGGCAAAAGUGGUUCAGUAACUACAUGUAACAGUGAGAUGUUUGAUUAUAUCUCUGAUAGUACAUUGGACAGCUGUAGGUUUAUCCAGAAGCUCUAACAACCGCCAAAAUCACCAUCUAGUUGACAUAAAGGUGCAGGCUACUCACAGAAAAGUUUUCAAGUGAAACAAUCAAUCCAUCACAUUUCAUCUUAUUUUUGGUUCCUAGCACUUUUGUGUCAUCCUUGUGGCUAAAUUUCUUUCCCUGGUCACUCAAAAUGCACUGAAAUUCACUUUUCAGGAACCCUUAAAUGAAAAAUUCCAAAUGGACUCCUGCAAUAAAGGGUGGGUACCCCCUUCCCAUACCUACACUGUACCCCUGCACACAGUUCUGUCCCUUGGAAGAUGCGCCUUUCAAUCUGAUUAGUUGCCUCCCUCUUUGUUUAAUUCAAAUUUUCUGACAAACCCUUCUGGGAGUUAAAAUUCUCUCAAAAAGAACACAAGAAAUCCAGAAGAGAGUACACUACCAGGGUGCAGAGAAAGUCAGUUUUACAGCCUGCCAUUCGGGCAAGCUGUAGCUAGCAUGUACCUGCCCAGAAGUCAUUUCAAGCUCAAGUAUUUCAAGUUCUGAGUCAAUUGUCUCAGAGCCCAUUCGGGCUCGAGGAAUAAUUGUUAAUUAUGUACACUACUGAACCGGCAGUAUGGCUGAAACCGGGCCGAGGUACGUUUGGGAAACUCGGGAAGGGCAAUUUUGGGGGUUAGUGUAACCUAGCUAGCCUUCAUGGGUAUGUCCAAUGAUGUUGGAAAAAUUCCAAAAUGUAGUACAUGAAAAAAAUAGUGAGUAAAAAAAUAAUUAUAAGCAAACAGAUAUUUUUUGGAAAUUGUUUAAUAAUUACGGAAUAAUGUUUUUCAGUUUUCAAAAGCGUCGUAGAGGUGAUUAGUGUAGAUGUUUUUUAUUUUGCUGCAUGUGGUGCUUCGAGCUUCAGAGAUGGACAGAGAAUGCUGUAUGCAACAUUUUGCUUCAGAUAAUGCACUUCGAUUGUACGAAAUGUACAUUACGUUUAAACUUCCCGGCACUACAGAUAUGUUUUAUUUUUAUUUCCUUUACUAUUUGCCGUCAACAGGUUACAGUGUACUGCAUGUUCGUGGCCAUCAUGGCGUUUCACGCCCGUAUCAGUGACCCGCGGGUUGGCGGGACGUACUUGACCCUUUUGAACACAUUAACAAACCUGGGUGGUAAUUGGUGUCAGACACUUGCUUUGUGGCUUGUGGAUGGACUCACCUGGUCGAGCUGUGUUGGUGCAUCUAUACCAGGGCUACAUUGUAGCGGGAAAAUUCACGCCAAGGUGACUAAUUACUUUCUUUUUUAUAGUGUCGAAACAUUUUUUCUUAGCGAGAGAAAGCACAGUAUCAUGAGAUCUGGACAAAACCAUUAAUGGAAAUAUUGCUAAAACUCCUCCUUUUUUUGUUAAGAGGUAUUUGAUAUAUGUAAGUACAUGCAGAAUGAAUCUUUAAAAAUUAGUUACUGUUGAAUUUUCUAUUAACAAAGACGCAAAAUAGUUUAAAACAACAACAACAAACAGAAUAAACAGAACUACCUCUUGAAAAAGUGAGGCUCACUUAGCAGACUUUUAUCUUCUAUUGAGCACUGUGCGUCUGACAAAUACUUUCUAAAAACAUUUUAUGAAAACUCUUCUCUUGGUACUUGCUCAUAAUUUCAGCAAACGUAUGACAAGAUUGCCAAGGAUAAUGCUUCUUUCGGUGAAAUGGUAACUCGCUAAUGUCGCGACAGAUCUCCCUUUACGGAUACUUCAGUUGUAGGUGCCUGCUUCUUUCCCUCUUACUCUGAGGAGAAAAGAGAAAACCAAGCAGACAAACAAACAAAAGAGCAAACAACGAACAAACCAAGAAAAUCAUAAAUGGAAAUGGCCAAUGGAAGAGGAAGUGACGAAGACUGAAUUCUCAUGUUCUAAAUUUACUUUUCAGGACUGUACGAAUGCUGAUGGUGUGUGCCAAAUAUUUGUCGAUGGCUACUAUGUCGAGUCCAUCGUCUGUGUGGUGUUUGGUGUUUUGUGGCUUCGAUGGAAAGGAAAACAAACAAGAGCUUUACAAGACUUACCAGAAUCAGUUUGGAGAUACCAGUAAUAUUUAUGAACAAUAUAUAUAGAUAGGAAGUGGACAGUGUUACAUGUAUUAAUCCAUUUGUUACCAAAACCGAAGAAUUUCCAACAUGUAUCUCGCGAAAUUAAGUGAAAUUAUAAAUUAUUACGGAAAAAUGCGAGGAGUACACCUCGCAACAUACUGAACGAAGUUAGUAGUUGUGUCUCAAGUGCAAACUCCUUGAAACAUAUAUCUUUGAUUCAUUGUUAUUAAGGUAAGAAAGUAAUAUCUAGUGGAAUAUACACUCUGGUUACAGAGAUACUCCGU
Molecule: messenger RNA, 7508 nt
Organism: Porites lobata
Lineage: Eukaryota; Metazoa; Cnidaria; Anthozoa; Scleractinia; Poritidae
Source: the annotation of a GenBank genome assembly